AUAAAAACUUUAUAAAUGUUAUGUUUUCAGAAUUAUGUUUGCAAUUCACCUCAAGAAUUAGUAAAUGGAAUUGAUCUGUUGUCAAUGAAAGACAACAGUACUUCGCUUCUUUCAAGCUCUCUAGAGGCAGAGCAAAGACUUCUGCGUGAAAUGGGUUGGAAUGAAACUGAAGAAGAAUAUGUCAUAACAGAAGAUGACAAGAAAGAAUUUCAGAAGUUAACCAAUCAAGCAAAACAUCAAAAAAAUUGUCUGGUUCGUCAUCUUCCGAAAACCUGGAGUCCAAAACACAUGCCAGUUUACCAGCCGAAUGUACAGGACUUGAAUGACGUCUCUUCAUCUGAGAGUGACUCGGAUGAUCCAUGCUAGGAAGAAGACAUCUUUUUCAAAUGUGAUAUCUCAUCAACACUACUCAAGCUAUUUUUCCUUCAAAUCAAUUUAAAGACUGUAUAUUGGCAGAAAGAAAGAAAGAAAAUUGAAUUACAUAAUAAAUACAAAAAGAAAUCCAAACAAUAAACAAAGCAAAAAAAAUUAAGAUUCUGUAGCCUGACUGCAGAAAAUUUGAAAAACUACUUUUUUUAAAAUUAAGGUACAUUUUUAUUUACCAAACAGUAAUUAAAAAACUUUUUUACACACACAUUUAACACAAGUUAAAGUUGAAUCAGUAUACAUACAUACAUACAUUACCAUCAGUUGAAGUUGAAAUAUUCUAGUUGCUGUAUUGUGCAGCAAAAGCUAUAGCUUUUGGGGUGGGAUGGGGGAGGGGAUCUGCAGAUGUAAGAACUGCUAAACUGAAAUGAAAAUAUAUGAACAAAACAUAUUUUGUUAUCAUUGAUAAUGAUAAUAUAUUUAAAAAAAGAAGAACACAGCAGAAGCCUAGCUUUGAUUUCAUGUGAUGUAUCAGAACUAUAACAAGGUUUAUUCUAUGGAAACUUUCAGUAUAUCAGAGUUGUAUGCUGAUCUCAACUCCGGGAACCAUACUGUCUUAUUUAGUGUGGUCAGUAUAACUAGACAGCAUCAAACCUUUAUUUCUGUUUGUUAAAUGCUGCUGUCGUCAAUUUACAAACCCCACUCCUUGUAAAGAAAUAAACAAAAAUUAUACCAUUUAA
Molecule: messenger RNA, 1106 nt
Organism: Octopus bimaculoides (California two-spot octopus)
Lineage: Eukaryota; Metazoa; Mollusca; Cephalopoda; Octopoda; Octopodidae
Source: RefSeq, a predicted model, not a curated record